Molecule: messenger RNA, 1659 nt
Organism: Menidia menidia (Atlantic silverside)
Lineage: Eukaryota; Metazoa; Chordata; Actinopteri; Atheriniformes; Atherinopsidae
Source: the annotation of a GenBank genome assembly
UCACAGAGAUACAGUCAGAGAGCUGCAGUGGGCUCAGAGUGCAGUUUUUCAGCCGCCCCGGUACUCAGCUGUGCUCCGUCUCUGAUGAAACUUGAAGUGGCAUCUCUGAACUCACCACUAUUUGGAUUUUUGGACUCUGUCAUCUGAUUUUUUGGGAAAAGCAACUUUUCCCUCAACUUUUCUCGUGAAGAGCCAUAUUUUAUUUUAUUUUUGUUUCAGCGUGAGCCUUCUGGAGUCCUAACAACAGCUACAUUGACUCAGAGGUGGGGUAAAGUUUGGGGUCUGUCCUCUUGAGUGUCUGCAUCGGCACAGUUUUUUGUCUGGAUGCCCCAGGAUUAUCCUCAAGCUGCAGCUCAUCCUCCAGCCUGUAGGGCGGCAGUAGAGAGCAACAGCCGGCCACUGGACAGGCGGAGCGUCGGAAUGAGCGACUUCUGGCACAAGAUGGGUUGCUGUGUUGUGGCCAAACCCCCACCGAAGAAGAAGAGGAGGAAGAUUGAUCCCAGUAUGAUCGGAGAGCCAACAAACUUCGUCCACCUCACGCACAUCGGCUCUGGAGAGAUGGCAGACGGCAUGCAGCCGGUGAGACACCACACCUUCUGGGUCAGUUCAGGAACAGAUGAGAUCAAAAGGCCCAAACGCGAAUGGGAGAAACAGCCUGUUAUAGCCGGAAUGUAUUGAAUUGACCCAGACCAGCUGACUGACCUCCAUCGCACUAAAGAAACCUCUGAGCCUCUUCUCCAACAUCCAGUCAACAACCAAAGGCUUUGACACCCUUCUCGCCCUGCUGAAGUGUCCUUGAGCAACGGCCAUUAAAGAACCACCUUUUGCAGGUUUUUGGUUUUUUUCAAGCGUGCAAAAUUUACUCAGUGGAUUAAUUUUAGGAUUCCAACACAAGUGAAUUUUCUGAUUGAUUCAACCUGCUGCUUUAGAUAUCAUCAAGACAAAGACUUUUGUGAACACCUCUCACCGGCCUAUACUUUCAUGUUUUACUAGAAAAAACACACCAAGAAGGACAAUUGAGGAUGAAAGGUUAUCAGCUAGCAUCGGAGAAGUCAAGCGUGUUGUUCACGUGUUUCCUAAUAGAGGGAAGAGCAAAGAGGUCCCCAUAUCAGUAUUAAAUUAAUUCAACCAAUAGCACCACUGGACUCCAUCUCCCAUCAUCUCUUACCCUUUACGAUAAGCAGUCAAUGACAGAAAGUCUGUAUCAACAAAAGAUCAUUUUUAAAAGUUUCAUUUCCACAAAUUGAUGUAAGGACAACUAUUUCCAACAUUCACAGAUCGUCUGCUGGUCGGGAGUGCAGGACGUCAACUUGCCGAUGCCUCAUUGUGCUAAAUUUGCUCCUGGUAUGGAGCUCCUGAGAGAUUGUUGUGCUUUUGUUUGGUCAGGGGGUUUGUCUAUUUUCCGACCCUUACUUGCUCUGGGGUCGCAUGACCACAGUGAUGACAUCACUGGACUUCAUCUCUUAGGAGGCCUGUCAGGCCAUCCUCACUGCUGGUGCUCCAUGAUGACAGACUCUUGUUUUAAGAGAUGGGAAAGUCCCACAAAUCCCUGCUACACUGGACCGGACUGUUCAUGUGUGUGUGUGUGUGUGUCUGUAUAUGUGUGUGUGUGUGUGCUUCCACAGUUGUCUUUUUGGUGACCAACAUCAGUUUUUGACC